GGGAUUGGAGAGCCCAGCGUGUACCAUGCCGUGGUGGUUAUUUUCCUGGAGUUCUUUGCCUGGGGGCUGCUGACCACACCGAUGCUAACGGUGUUACACCAGACUUUUCCUCAGCAUACGUUCUUGAUGAAUGGCCUGAUUCAUGGAGUCAAGGGUCUGCUUUCCUUUCUAAGUGCCCCACUGAUUGGUGCUCUCUCUGAUGUCUGGGGCAGGAAAUCCUUCCUCCUCCUCACUGUCUUUUUCACGUGUGCGCCAAUUCCCCUUAUGAAGAUCAGUCCAUGGUGGUACUUUGCUGUCAUUUCCAUGUCUGGAGUCUUUGCUGUUACCUUUUCUGUGAUUUUUGCCUACGUUGCUGAUAUCACUCAGGAGCAUGAACGCAGCACGGCGUAUGGCUUGGUGUCAGCCACAUUUGCUGCUAGUCUGGUCACGAGCCCAGCAAUUGGUGCGUACCUUUCCCAAGCCUACGGCGAUACAUUGGUGGUUGUGCUAGCUUCAGGUGUUGCUUUGCUGGAUAUUGGUUUCAUCCUGCUGGCUGUGCCAGAGUCUCUGCCAGAAGAGAUGCGCCCGGUCUCUUGGGGAGCUCCAAUCUCCUGGGAACAAGCAGACCCAUUCGCUUCCUUGCGGAAAGUGGGUCAGGAUUCUACAGUGCUGCUCAUCUGUAUCACAGUCUUUCUCUCCUACCUUCCUGAAGCUGGCCAGUACUCCAGCUUUUUCCUGUACCUGCGACAGGUCAUUGGUUUUUCCUCGGAGACAGUGGCAGCCUUUAUUGGUGUAGUUGGAAUUCUCUCUAUAUUGGCUCAGACAGUAGUGUUGGGAAUUCUCAUGCGUUCAAUAGGAAAUAAAAACACGAUCCUGUUGGGGCUGGGCUUCCAGAUCCUGCAGCUUGCCUGGUAUGGCUUCGGAUCACAGCCUUGGAUGAUGUGGGCAGCAGGAGCCGUGGCUGCCAUGUCUAGCAUCACCUUCCCAGCCAUCAGUGCCAUGGUGUCUAGGAAUGCGGACCCCGACCAACAGGGUGUGGUGCAGGGGAUGAUCACUGGAAUUCGGGGUCUGUGUAACGGCCUGGGGCCAGCGCUCUAUGGCUUUGUCUUCUAUCUCUUCCACGUGGAGUUGAAUGAAAUGGCUGAGGUGGAAACUUUGGGUAAGGCCUCCAAACCCAACAUGGCCAACCCUACAGAUGAGAGCAGCAUUAUCCCAGGGCCUCCAUUCCUGUUUGGGGCUUGUUCUGUCCUGCUGUCGCUCCUGGUGGCCUUGUUCAUCCCAGAACACAACCUUGCACUGAGAUCAGGCAGCCACAAGAAGCACAGUAACGGAGCCCAGACCCAUACCCACAGCCCGCAGGCCGGAGGAUCAGAUGGCAAAGAGCCCCUGCUUGAGGACAGCAGCGUAUGAGGUUGGGAGAGAAGGACCUGGCUUGCGUCUCAGCUCCAGAUCAAGGAUGGACUUAGCCAGUGGGAGUUCGGGGAGAGAUGGUGGGGGGAGAGAAGAAAUGUGGUAACAGGCUGUACCACUGACAGCUAGUGAGAAGGGACAGGGUUUCCCUUCAAGCCAAAUAUACCCAGCUGGUGCAAAAAUGGAAUUGUAUCAUCUGGUGCUGAUGGAAAGGGGAGAUAUUGAACUGCUGCAAGUGACGGGAUAGUUCUUUAAAGCAAACCUGCCCUUGUACAUGAAUACUGAACUUCAUGGUGUGACCUGCCAAAUACUCAACUCGCCAGUGAAAAUUUAAGGAGCUAGCAUUGUCUUUGUUCUAAUGUGAACCGAGUUGCCAGCCAGAAUAAAACAAGGCUCUUACAUGCCCCCA
This is a messenger RNA of Phaethon lepturus (White-tailed tropicbird), 1798 nucleotides long. Its product is annotated as hippocampus abundant transcript 1 protein-like. The transcript has 11 exons. Bases 82 to 1389 code for a protein of 435 amino acids. Gene Ontology annotation, cellular component: membrane. Gene Ontology annotation, biological process: transmembrane transport. The record is from RefSeq and is a predicted model, not a curated record. NCBI's taxonomy places the organism in Eukaryota, Metazoa, Chordata, Aves, Phaethontiformes, Phaethontidae. Gene Ontology annotation, molecular function: transmembrane transporter activity.